Molecule: messenger RNA, 1543 nt
Organism: Hordeum vulgare subsp. vulgare (domesticated barley)
Lineage: Eukaryota; Viridiplantae; Streptophyta; Magnoliopsida; Poales; Poaceae
Product: probable purine permease 4
Exons: 1
Coding region: 91-1293 (400 amino acids)
Cellular component (GO): membrane
Molecular function (GO): purine nucleoside transmembrane transporter activity
Source: RefSeq, a predicted model, not a curated record
UCUCCUCACUCUACGCAAAUUAGCAUCCUUUAUCUCCUUGUCUCCGGUCGCCAGCCACAAAAUCCCCCAGCUGCUACCUGAUCUACAUACAUGCCGCCUACAUACAAACCGGGACGCCCAUCCCCAUCUCCGUCGCCAUCGAUUGUUUCCUACUCCUCCCUGACGACGGCAACGACAGAGCGCGUGGCAAUGGCGAUCUCCUCGGCCCCGCUGGCGCCGCGGCGGCGCAGAUCGACGACCGUACUCCUGAUGGUGAACUACGCGGCGCUGCUGGUCGGGUCGGUGGCGUCGAGCCUGCUCUCCCGGUUCUACUUCGAGCACGGCGGGCAGAACAAGUGGGUGGUCACGCUGGUGCAGUCCGCGGGGUUCCCGACGCUCGUGGUCGCCGUGUUCCUCGCCGGCCGCCCCGCCUCCACGCCGCGGGCGUUUCUUUGGUUCUCGCGGCGGUUCCUGGCCGUGUGCCUCGUCAUCGGCGGGCUCAUGGGCGUCAACAACCUUCUCUUCUCCUACAGCUCGUCGCUCCUUCCGGUGUCCACCUCGUCGCUGCUGCUGUCCACGCAGCUCGCCUUCACGCUCGUCCUCGCCGUUGCCAUCGUCCGCCACCCGCUCACCUUCGUCAACCUCAACGCAGUAGUGCUGAUGACGCUCUCCUCCGUGCUCCUGGCCCUCCGGUCGGGCGACGCCGGCGAGAGCCCGGACCGGAAGGGGUACAUCAUCGGCUACGCCGUCACGCUCGGCGCCGCAGGGCUCUUCUCUGCAUACCUGCCGGUGAUGGAGCUUCUGUACCGGGAGGCGGUCUCGGGCGGGUUCAUCCUGGCGGUGGAGGUGCAGGCAGUGAUGCAGGCCAUGGCGUCCGUCGUGGCAGCAAUCGGGCUCGUGGCGUCCGGCGGCUUCGCCAACGACGUGGCCCACUGGAAGGGAUCCCACGCCGUUUACUGGGUCGUGGUGGUAACGUUGGUGGUGACAUGGCAGGCGUGCUUCAUGGGCACCGCCGGCGUGAUCUACUUGACGUCGUCGCUCCACAGCGGCGUGUGCAUGGGGGCGGUGCUCACGGCCAAUGUCAUUGGCGGCGUCAUGGUGUUCGGCGACCCGUUCGGCGCCGAGAAGGCCGUCGCCACGGCGCUCUGCGUCUGGGGCCUGUCCUCCUACCUCUACGGCGAGUACACCAAGAACAAGAAGAAAGCCGCCGGUGAUCAGGACGAGGACACCAUCCUCCCCGGCGCCCGUGACGACGACGAGAGCGUGCACAAGAGCCUCACUGCCGCCGCCGUUGAGGCCGUCGAAACCGUUUGAGGUAGCGCCGGCCACAGGGGGUACGCACUAACCAUGUGAUGAUCGAUAAGUACAUUGCAACAAUAGCAAUGGAAACUGAAAUUUUCUUGGUGCGUAGUGUACCCCGAGAAAGCAAAGUGGCAGCAUAGAUGAUGCAUUAGGUGUAGACGUGUCAUGUUGCAUCUAUAUAUCAGGCAAUGUGUUAUAUUUACAGCUUACAAAGAGACAAGAAUGGUUUGGUGGUGAUGAUGAUGGAUGCUUGUUUGGUGGA